UUAGUGCCACACUCUCUCUCUCUCUCUCCCCUCCGUAACACUUUCUCUCUCUAAAAACUGUCACUAACCUGUAUGUAUCUCUAUAUAUUUUGCCAUCCUUGACCAACUCGAAAAAGAGCUGUGUGAAAUCUGAAAUGGCUCUAAAUAUGCUCUCUCCAACUGAAUUAAAAACCCUUUCGUUCAUGGAUUCCUCCAAAUCCAAUUACAACCUUAAUCUCCUCAAAUUCCCAGGUGUAUUUUCUUUGAAGAAGAAGGAAAAUGGAAGCACUGGUUCUAGAAGGUUCCGUUGCUCGGCGGCUCAGCCGCCUCCACCGGCUUGGCCCGGUCGAGCCGUUAUUGAGCCGGGUCGAAAAACUUGGGAUGGUCCUAAGCCUAUUUCAAUUGUUGGAUCUACUGGCUCCAUUGGAACUCAGACAUUGGAUAUAGUUGCCGAAAAUCCGGAUAAAUUCAGAGUCGUCGCACUUGCAGCUGGUUCGAAUGUGACUCUUCUUGCUGAUCAGGUGAAGAGAUUUAAACCGCAAUUAGUUUCUGUUAAAGACGAGUCGUUAGUGAACGAGUUGAGAGAGGCUUUAGCUGGUGUGGAAAACAUGCCGGAAAUAAUUCCAGGCGAGCAGGGAAUAAUCGAGGUUGCUCGUCAUCCUGAUGCUGUUACUACUGUCACUGGCAUUGUUGGUUGUGCUGGUUUAAAGCCUACAGUGGCUGCCAUAGAAGCUGGGAAAGACAUUGCUUUGGCCAACAAAGAGACACUAAUUGCUGGAGGGCCUUUCGUCCUCCCUCUUGCGAAAAAGCAUAAUGUCAAGAUUCUUCCGGCAGAUUCCGAACACUCUGCCAUAUUUCAGUGCAUACAAGGCCUUCCAGAAGGUGCCCUUAGGCGCAUCAUUUUGACUGCAUCGGGAGGUGCUUUCAGGGAUUUGCCGGUUGAAAAACUAAAAGACGUAAAAGUAGCCGAUGCUUUAAAGCAUCCGAAUUGGAAUAUGGGGAAAAAGAUCACAGUCGACUCUGCCACACUCUUCAACAAGGGUUUGGAAGUUAUAGAAGCCCACUAUCUGUUUGGAGCUGAAUAUGAUGAUAUUGAUAUCGUUAUUCAUCCUCAAUCUAUUAUACAUUCAAUGAUCGAGACACAGGAUUCAUCGGUGCUAGCACAAUUGGGAUGGCCCGAUAUGCGUAUACCUAUUCUGUACACUUUAUCGUGGCCCGACAGAAUUUACUGUUCCGAGAUCACUUGGCCCCGCCUCGAUCUUUGCAAGCUUGGAUCUCUUACUUUCAAGAGUCCCGACAAUGUGAAAUAUCCGUCGAUGGAUCUAGCUUAUGCUGCUGGCCGAGCUGGUGGGACCAUGACUGGGGUCCUUAGUGCAGCUAAUGAGAAAGCCGUUGAACUGUUUAUCGAUGAGAAAAUAAGUUACCUGGACAUAUUUAAGGUUGUGGAGCUAACAUGCGAUAAACAUCGGGCGGAAUUGGUGACAUCACCGUCGCUUGAGGAAAUCGUACACUACGACUUGUGGGCCCGUGAUUAUGCCGCCAGUUUGCAGCCAUUGGCCGGUUUAAGUCCGGCUCUUGUAUGACCGGAGAUAAUUUGUAAUGGUUGUUCAUCAUGAAAACAGUUGGAAAAAAAAAUCACAUUGUUUUUUUCUAAGUGAAAAACCACAAGAUGUUGAGCAAAUGAAUAAUUUGAUGUCACUUUACUAGAUUCUUUUAAAUAUAACAAUUGCUUGAUUCAA
Erythranthe guttata (spotted monkey flower) is the source of this 1718-nucleotide messenger RNA. NCBI's taxonomy places the organism in Eukaryota, Viridiplantae, Streptophyta, Magnoliopsida, Lamiales, Phrymaceae. The record is from RefSeq and is a predicted model, not a curated record.